AACUGAGGCGAGAAAGUGAGAGGAAAAAGUGGAAGGGACUGGACUGGACAGUGAUUCAUGUGAUGGUGGUUGCUUCUUCUUUUCUGCCUCCUCCUUCUUGUUGAUUAGAUUUUGUUGGAGCCUGUUUUAGUGGGUUUCACUAUCAAGCAGGCAGAAAAAAAGUGAAAUUACCCAGUUUGGGAUCUGGGUUUAGCAUUAGGAAAAUGAUGGUGAAGAAGCCUCAGUGUUGCCAGAACAGAAGAGGAACAAUGGCUGGGGUGUUUGUGGUGCUUCUUCCAUUACUUUUUCCUACUCUGUUUACUCCAUUGAGCCAUGCAUCCCCUUUAUUCUCGCAGGAAUGGAAAGCUCCAAAACCCAGGCAUAUAUCUUUGCUUAGGAGUGCUUUACAACGUGAAAGUUCUAAUGGAGAGCAGUCUGAUCUAUGGUCUCCUUUGGAGGAUCAAGGCUGGAGACCGUGUUUUGAGUCUGUAAAUGCCCCUUCACUACCAGAGAAAUCCCAAGGAUACAUUCAGGUAUUCCUUGAUGGAGGUUUGAAUCAGCAAAGAAUGGGGAUAUGUGAUGCUGUUGCUGUUGCUAAAAUACUGAAUGCAACGCUUGUAAUUCCAUAUCUUGAAGUAAAUCCUGUUUGGCAAGAUUCAAGCUCAUUCAUGGAUAUAUUUGAUGUGGAUCACUUUAUUGAUGUAUUGAAGGAUGACAUUUCAAUAGUAAAAGAGCUGCCUGAUGAAUUCUACUGGAGUACAAGGGAGUACUAUGCCACAGCCAUUCGAGAUACUAGAGUUAAAACAGCACCUAUUCAUGCAUCAGCUAACUGGUAUCUAGAGAAUGUCUUGCCUGUGUUGCAGAGUUAUGGGAUUGCUGCAAUUUCUCCGUUCUCUCAUCGUUUGUCUUUUGACAACUUGCCGAGGGAUAUCCAGCAACUGCGCUGUAAAGUCAACUUCAAAGCACUAGCUUUUGUUCCCCACAUUAGGGAGCUUGGAGAUGCUCUUGUUAGUCGCCUCAGGUAUCCUCAUGGAGACAGUGAAAAACAUAGCACUGACUUUCUGCAAGAGAUCACUGGUGUUGGUGACAAACAAAGGGCUGGAAAAUUUGUUGUGCUACACCUUCGUUUUGAUAAGGAUAUGGCGGCCCAUUCAGCCUGUGAUUUUGGUGGGGGAAAAGCUGAAAAAUUAGCUCUAGCCAAGUACCGACAAGCAAUUUGGCAGGGAAGGGUUCUUAAUUCCCAAUUUACUGAUGAAGAGUUGAGGAAUCAGGGACGUUGCCCUUUAACUCCUGAAGAGAUUGGGUUGCUACUAGCGGCCUUGGGCUUCGACAACAAUACCCGUCUCUACCUUGCCUCCCACAAGGUAUAUGGUGGGGAAGCAAGGAUUUCAACUCUACGAGAACUGUUUCCACUAAUGGAAGAAAAGAAGAGCCUUGCUUCUUCAGGAGAAAGGGCCCAUAUCAAAGGAAAGGCUUCUUUAUUAGCUGCGCUUGACUACUACGUUAGUAUGCAUAGUGACAUCUUCAUCUCUGCAUCUCCCGGGAACAUGCACAACGCUUUGGUAGGACAUCGAACUUUCGAGAAUUUGAAGACUAUAAGGCCAAAUAUGGCAUUGUUAGGCCAACUCUUUCUGAACAAAAACAUUAGUUGGUCAGCCUUUCAGCAGGCAGUGGUUGAAGGGCAUCAAAACAGACAUGGGCAACUCCGGUUAAGAAAGCCAAAAAAAUCAAUAUACACAUAUCCCGCUCCUGAUUGUAUGUGUCAUGCAUAGGCGUGGUGCCCAUUUGCAAGAUGUUUGGAGGGAUGCUUACAUACCUUCUGUAUCUAUUGAUUUGAUACUACGAUUAUUGUUUGUGGCCUGCAUUAUUGGUAUCAUAAAUAAUCCCAUACCACUUUAUGAAAGUACUUCAUGUUUUGUUAAGCAUAUCAAUGCCAUCAGUUUUAUAAUCUAAUAAUAAAAUUAUCUAUGCUUU
Molecule: messenger RNA, 1953 nt
Organism: Rubroshorea leprosula
Lineage: Eukaryota; Viridiplantae; Streptophyta; Magnoliopsida; Malvales; Dipterocarpaceae
Source: the annotation of a GenBank genome assembly